AAGGUGUCGAAAACUCCUGGUGGUCGAUUAGUAUAUUUGUAUCGUAAAAAACAAGGGAAAGUGCCACGAUGUGGAGAUACCGGAGUGAAACUUAAGGGCAUCAAACCAGCACGUCCUCGUCAAUUAUCAAAAAUGACAAGACGUUUAAAAAAAGUAACUCGUGCUUAUGGAGGUUGUUUAUCUGCAGCUGCUGUAAAAGAACGAAUUAUUCGCGCAUUUCUCAUUGAAGAACAGAAAAUUGUAGCUCGUGUAUUGAAAGCAACGAAAAAUAUUGAAACAAAAAAAUAA
This is a messenger RNA of Dracunculus medinensis (Guinea worm), 288 nucleotides long. The record is from the annotation of a GenBank genome assembly. Lineage: Eukaryota; Metazoa; Nematoda; Chromadorea; Rhabditida; Dracunculidae.